Molecule: messenger RNA, 1503 nt
Organism: Ustilaginoidea virens
Lineage: Eukaryota; Fungi; Ascomycota; Sordariomycetes; Hypocreales; Clavicipitaceae
Exons: 3
Coding region: 1-1503 (500 amino acids)
Biological process (GO): protein processing; GPI anchor biosynthetic process
Cellular component (GO): endoplasmic reticulum membrane; glycosylphosphatidylinositol-mannosyltransferase I complex
Molecular function (GO): mannosyltransferase activity
Source: RefSeq, a predicted model, not a curated record
AUGCGACAGAGAAUCACCUUUGUAACCCCCCCGGGGGCUGGUAUCGGACCCGAAAGUCUAGAUUUGCAAGCAGGCAAUCUCAGGGGACCUUCAACCACCACCACCCGCGAGGACAGACUAACCUUUGCUCUGGCUGAGCUGCCGGCCCAUAUGGCCUCCCUGCUUCCUCGUCUUCGCGAACUGAGCCUGCGGUGGGCAAGCCCGACGGCAUACGAUACCAUAGAGCCAUACAGCUCGAGAAUCCCCCCCGGCUUGCACCUGACCUUUACGCUUGCCGAUAGGGGUGACGCAGAGGCUGAGCGGAAGCUGUGCGUUGCUCUCUCGGGUUUUUUAUCCCUGGACUGUAAGACGAAUGAGACGUUCACAAAGCGAGGCGACGGCCGAUCCUUCAACCUCCCCGACGCGAGCCUUUUCCAGGUGCUGGAAGACCCUUCGCCGCUCACAACCUGGGCGGCGGGAGAGUUCUGCCGCGAAGAGGAUACCGAGUGUCAUGGUCGCCUGCAGAGUCUGAGCACGGGCUCCAGCUUGGAUAUAUCGUGGGACUCGACCCUCCAGACCUUGCGCGUCAACUCCUUGCUGCCCCUCCGUCACCAAGCCAUCGGGGCUUCUGGGUCGCCGCACACGCGAACCGAAGUCGGCAUACUGUCCAAGGACGCGCCGCCUAACCAGCAACCGCAUGAGCUCGGGGUUUCCGGCCUGCUCGUCGUGCUCGAGGACGCGGCAGAGCCGUCCGGCACGCUGUUUUCCUUCCCCGCGCGGCAUCGGCUGAGCAACGCGUCCUUCACGGCGCAGUUUCUUCAACCAACGGGGCUGCAUCCGUCCCUGCAGCUGAGGGUUAGCUCCAACGUGCCGCCCGUGGCUGACGAGCAUUGCGCCGCCUUUGCCUACUUCACGCUGCCCAAGACCAUCUUCACAGACAGGCAUCAACUGGCCGACCACGUCUUCCUAGCGUCCAAGAACCUGACGGCUUUGCGGCACACCAGCCAGCCGGUGGAUCUGGAGGCUCCAGCUUACACCACCAAGCCGUGGGGGUCUAGCGUCCUGCUAGAAUUAGCACCCCCCGGCUCGUACGACGACCCGCAGGCGCAAGAGUGGACAGCCCAAGUCCCGAUGCACCUGCGUUAUUUGAAGCCGUCUCGGAGCGGCAGCGUCGCCGUGGAGAUUCCGUACCCUGCCGUCUUCUGGGCAUGCAGCUCAUCAGCCCAAGCCGACUUUUCCAACAACCCCUUCGACCGCACCCGCCUCGGCUACGACGGGCUUCUCGACACAAACACCGUCUUCUGGCAUGUCGGGCCGCAACCCGUCGCAGCGGACAGGAUCACCGCAUCCUUGUCGGUGCCGGUGCUGGCCGACAAGGCGACGUCUUGGGUUGGCCCGGGGACACUCGCCACGGUAUCGCUCGGCUUUGCGUGGCUUCUGUGGAAACUAGCCGCUGCGUAUUCAAUCUCGGGUUACGGGCACACUCCACGCCGGCAGAGUGCCCAGGCCAGGAAGCAGAAGUAG